This is a messenger RNA of Mytilus californianus (California mussel), 2475 nucleotides long. RefSeq lists its product as uncharacterized. Bases 211 to 1929 code for a protein of 572 amino acids. The transcript has a single exon. NCBI's taxonomy places the organism in Eukaryota, Metazoa, Mollusca, Bivalvia, Mytilida, Mytilidae. The record is from RefSeq and is a predicted model, not a curated record. Gene Ontology annotation, molecular function: 3'-5'-RNA exonuclease activity.
UGUAGGAAUGACAUUUUUCCAAAGAAGGACUAUGUCUCAACUAUCAGUGCAACAAGACUGUUUGUAAGUCAGGCUCAUGCAGCAAUUGUAUGCUCUGAACAGGAAAACCAGACUUUAUAUACAGACGAAACAAAGAAAAACGGCCAACCAUAUGUGGUAUUUGUCACGACAAAUGAGGACAAGAAGCCAUUUCUUUUAGGGUUACGUCAAAUGUCAAACAAGGCUGCACAAACACAACUCGAUGUAUUUAAGCAAAUCUUAGGUGAUAUUGAGUUGCGAUAUAAUCAGGUGACAGCUAAUGAAGUAAAUAAUCAAUUGUCUAUCAAAAUUCUUCAAAAUAUAAAAUGUACCAUGUCAGAUAGAGCUGCUACCCAGGUAUCAUUCAACCAACUCCUAGAAUCUUAUAGAUCAUCCAUGUUACAAGAACAUCUUGAAAAUUAUCACCUGUUGCAAAAACCUGACCAAAUGUUGCUAAGCAAAAUGUACAAUUUCUUCUGCGGUUUACAUCUCCUAGUUAAUAUUGCUGAAUUAAUGAACAGCGUGUUCAAUAAUUUCCACAAAGAUCCCCCAGAAGGUACUGAACAUCCUGAAAUAAGUCUUAAAGGCGAGUCCUCCGUUUUAAAUGCUGUUAGGAUUACAAGUAAAGCAUUAGCAUCAGGCGCAGAUGAAAAAAACGGCUCAUAUUUGGAAUUUAAAACCUACCUUCAACGUCAACAUAUCAAUAAGUAUGAAAUCAAACCUUUUCUCGGAAACCGCUUUAAUGUUGUCUUCCACAAUGCAGGAGCCAUAUACCACUUGAGAAAUCAUAUCAUUAAUUUCUUGGAAAAUGUUAAAGGCGAAGGAACGCCAGGUAAACUGAAUCAGCUGCUAAAAGCCGUACUCUCUUGUGUGCAGAAUGACACAAUAAUGGUAGGAUGUCGCGCUCUUGGGCUUUUCAAUAAAUUCAUUACCUCCCCAUUGUGGAAAAUACUUGAAGGGGAUAUACAUAUAUUGCACAUGAACCAGAAGUACCAACAUUUAGUUAAAUUUCUUGAAGAUAUUUCAACUGAAGUUGAGAAAGUUAAAUUGUUCAUGACAGGAGAACUCAUACCAUUUCCAUCUGUUGAUGUGAAAAAAGAUGACAUUUGGGCAUCUCUUGUUCGCGAUCACAAUGAUGAAACAUGCGCUGCUUUUUUGAUACAGAUGUGUUCUGCUACUAGCAAGGCUUUGUCACAAAAAGUUAAAGAUCAUCUAGAAGAUGGCCAACAUACCAAAUAUGGUGUUGAUUCCAGCACAACUUUCAAUUCUGUCUUGCCACAUAAUAAAUUACCAGAAUUUAUUUUUGGUCAUUUAGAUUGGUUAAUUAAACACAGGCCCAAUGCAUCUCGACUUGCAAAUGAGGCGCACAUAGUUUACAAUGUAAAUAAAACGGGUGCAUGGCUAAAUCAGCAGACCGAACAACAUGUCCAGGAACUUAUCAAUACUUCAAAAUUGAAAAUUAAAGAAAUGAAAAUAACUGAAAAACAAAGACUGUCUGAUUUAAAAAAUGAACUUGAAAGAAUAAGUCGAGAGAAAGAAGAGGAAGCAAGAAAACUUCUGUUAAAGAAAUGUAAUGAAAAAAAGAAACUUGUAGAACACAUUCUAAAAUUAGGACUUUGGGACAAUGCAAGAAAAGUCGAUCAAGAACUGACAAAAAUUAAAUUUUUAAAGAACAAAAGAGAAAUUUUAAAAACUCAAAUAAAAUUUAGGCAACUUGUAUUAGAACAACCUGGUGAGAAAACCUUGUUCCAAGUUUCUCAGGUGAAUAAAAAGCCAGUCACUAUUUCCCAGUUGACAAAAAACUUGAAAACAUUGAUUAAAAAACUAGGUAGUGCAGCAGUUCCUACUCAGAUCUUGGAACAUACAAUCGCUGAGGAUUUACAUGAUUUUGGUAAAUCAUUUUGUUCAUAAAAAUAAAGUUUCUGAAAGUUUAGAAUAAUUUAUUACCAUCAGCUUAUAUUACUUUUAAUAGAAUACAUUGUAUUUUUCAGAAAAUUACUGAAAAAAAACUUUGCUUAAAAUAUUUUAUUCUAAACAUUUCAAUAAAAUCUUUUAGUAUUUAUUUUUGAGUGUUUCUAUGUUGAUGUUUAUGUCUUGAAUGAAACUCAGCUAGUUUGUUGUGCAGUUUUCAUAAUAUUUUUUUUCAAGAUUUAUAGAUUUGAAUUAAUUACAUGGUAAUGUUGACAAAUUUACAUUAUAUAAGUCAACAACAGAAAACAAUAUUGGAAAUUGUUUUCAAAUUUUGUAUUUAUCAGAAAUAAACAAGAACAUUUUUAUAUAUCCUUUGAUCCUCCUGAAUAUACAUGAAAUAUUUGCCAAUGGACAGCAAUGUAUAAUUUUUGCAAGAUAAAUUUUCCUGUUUUAAAAGAUAUGAUGUAUAAAAUGAUAAAAAGUGUAUGUGUUUGUUAAAAAUAUAUAAGUAUAGAACAAAUGGUAAUUAUUUGUACUAUUUUAUAC